ACUUGUGAAUGUUCUUAAAGAAACAUUAUUUUUAGCAUUUUUUUCUCCACCAAAAAAUAUUAAAAAAUUUCCCAAAAAUGUUGCAAAUGUGGACAUCAGAAGUUUCACUGUGAAAAUAUAUUUUUUCCCACAUUUUCAAACUUUAAAAUUUGACCCACAGGACGACACGAGGGUUAAUAACUUCCCUGUGGAACUUCAGGUUGUUCCCUGAUGUUCACCAGGACAGGACCUAAUAAAACCUUGAUGGCAUCUAUAAUCUCCCAAAACCUGACAGGUUCAGCAGCAGGACUCAUCACCAGAAAUAUUUAAGCCAUAGGAAAAAGGAAAUGCCUCCAGAGGUUUGGAUGUCUGACACACUCUUACCCUCCUUUCUCGGACAUUUUCUGACAUCAAUGCACAAAACUGCAGGUCAGCCGGAGAAGUCUGAGUGCAUUAAGAGCGAGUUAAACUCACAGAGUCUCCAACAUAGAAGCUGUGUAUGCCACAUGACAUGAGCAUGAGGCAGCCCUUUUAACUUUCAGGUUAUUUGAACCAGCAAUACGGGGUCUUUAAAAAGCACACGCACUAUAAAAUAGAAUGAGCACAUCAGACAGGUCACGACAAUUAUUCGACCACAUCAGGUUGAGUUGUCGUAUUAAAGCAGGGAAAGCACAAGUGAAAUUAAUUUCUUUAAUGAUGGCUCAAUUCCAUCAAGUAAACCAGCAUGAAAACCUUCAGGAGCUUGGAACUGACUCACCACAAUGGAAUACAGUCAGUUAGAAAACAAACCAUUUAUUCAGCUCAGCUAACAUGCUAACGGGGUGUUAGCUUAGAGCUCAGCUAGCAGGCUAAUGCUAAUCAAAAAUAAUUCCCGAAAGAGCAAAAUAAAAUAAAACAAAGCAACAUCUUAAAGUGCUAUUCUAAUAUUUUUUAGAAUGAUCACUAUUGUAAUUGUAACUAUAGUAAUAAUAACAACAACAACAACAACAAUAAUAAUGCAACCCAAGCUUCAUUAGUAAAAUAUAUGUGUAGCCCAAAUAUCAGCUCACUUGAAUGUAGUCAGGUUCAGCAGCUCCUCUAUGAGUAUUACAUUUACAUAUGCUAUCGAUCAAAAGUUUGGAGUCACCCAGGAAAUUUCUCAAACUCACACUUUUAUUCAUGUGCUAACAUAAUUGCACAAGGGUUUUCUAAUCAUCAAUUAGCCUUUCAACACCAUUAGCUAACACAAUGUAGCAUUAGAACACAGGAGUGAUGAUUGCUGGAAACGGGCCUGUGCACUCCUAUGUAGAUAUUCCAUGAAAAAUCUGCCGUUUUCAGCUGAAUAGUCAUUUACCACAUUAACAAUGUCUAGACUGUGUUUCUAAAUAACUUACUGUGAUCUUCUGACUGAUUAUAUAGCUCAUGAUACAGCACCACGUGGACAUUUUAACAAGGUAAAAAAAUGAGGUUUUUACUGCAAGGGGCCUUUAGUUGAGUUGAUAGUUAAACAGUUAUUAAUAAAAGAGUUUCCCAAAUCUAAACCAAACUGUAAGAAGACUUCUUUAUUUGACAGUUCUUUGCAAAGAAGUGACUCAGAUGUGAAACUAAAGACCACUUUCAGUGUAUUCCCAUAACAGGUUUUUCCAAAGUAGAAGAACUUUUGUUCCCUUACUUAGUGUGACAAUGGCCGGUGGUGAUAUAAAGGCUGAUGGUUUCCACAUGACUGACUUUGAAAGUGCACGUGCACGAGGUCCUAUUCAUCCUACAAUGGGCCACCUAUGCAUCAGCAUGCUAUGUAGACAGUUACAUCGCCCCUCAUGUCCAACCCGGAAAAAUAAAUGGGGCCCCUAUGGAUAUUCCAGAGAGGCUGACUGUGACUAACUACAGAUCACGCUGAACUUCAUGCAGUGUGAGAAUUCUAACUGUGUCACUGAUAACUACAUACAAAUCAGAGCAUCUUUAAAGUCUGGUAGCAACCCCAAUUCUUUUAGUGAUGAAUUCUAAUGAUGUGAAACUACUCAUACAGUUCCUCCUCAUAAGAAUUUCUUUUAAGCAUCAUUUGUUUUGUGAAUGGAUAAAUAAAAUUUAUCCUGCAGACACGUUGAAGCAUUGAACUGGCCUUUAAGGUGAGAGUGCUCCCAAAAGGUUCAGCUCGACUGUCACUGGAUAUCCUUCUGUCACAACACAGAACACUGACUUAAGAGGGACGAAGAGGGGAAUUCCUGCUGUACGAAACUCUCUUCCACACAACAGUAGUAACACGCAGUGACACAUGCAGAGCUUAGUGGAAAUUACUUGCUUAGACAAAUAUCAAAAAACACCUACAGAAAGCGCCACAGUUUAUGAAGUGUGUUUGACGUUAUGUUUCCAUUUUUAGUGCUCUUGUUGCUCCAUUUGCCUUCAAAACAGGUUUAGAACAUCAUAAGCACCUUGUUCCAGCAAAGACAAGAUUCUAUCAGUCUUAACUGCAUGCAUGUUUCAAAAAGAAAAAAAAAAACAUGACUCACUUAUGUUGUUUUGAAUUUCAAGACGAUGAAUUCUACUUUCUCAUGAAAUACUACAGUGAUCAUACAGCAAUGCACUAUAUUCACCAUUCGGUUCUUCUCUGCUUUAUCAUGGUUUUAUUUGAUUGGUAUUAGAGGGUUUUCACUUCAUGGUGCCAGCUCAGUCUAUAGUCUACUCAUAUGUUUUCCUCUACUUAAAAGAUUGAAAUAUCAACAUCCAGCUUACAUCAGUAUCAUCUAUAAUCAUCUUACAAGAAAACAAAACUAAAACCAAAAUAUGUGCACAAGUUCCAAAUAUCUGAGUCCUUUCAAGGCAUUUUAUGUGAAUCUCCUGCUUAAUCGGACCCUGUUGAGAAGUUGACCUUUGAGGGUCCGACUCAGGUUUGAUCUGGGGGCGGAGAGAGGAGGGGAAUGGAUCCAGUCUCAAGUUUAGACCAGAGUAUUUAAAUGAAGGAAACCUGCAAAGAGGGAUGUGUCAUCUCUCUGUCAUCCAGAGUUUCAGGGGCACAGCGACAAGUCGACAUAAACAGGUAAGGGAUGUCAAACUUCACAGUCAAGGAGUAUGGAUUUACAUGUAUAUAUUUGACAACUGCAAAAGAAAGCUGUAAUAUGUUUGUGAUUGUGCAGAUUUUUGUUAUAAUCAAAUUCUUUUUUUUUUUCCUGUUCUUUAGGAUGCACAUCAUUCUGGCUCUACUUUUUCUGUCUCUUACGGGGCCUCCUGAGUGCUCCACUCUUCUCAUGAAGGGAAACUCCAAGAGGGACGUGAACAGCAUAAUAAACAUUGCCCAGAUAACACUCAUCCAUAUUAAGAAACUAAGGGCAAAGCUGCCGGAGGCUCCACAUAUAGAAGUCGCCACUCCUUCCAUUGAUGGACUGACUGGUAUCAGCCGUGACCUCGGCCUCUUGGAUAAUGACCUGCAGAGCCCCGUCUUAGAGCUCCUCAUCCAGAUCCAGACUGAUGUGUCCAGCUUGGAGGGACGGGUGCGCUCCUUCGCCUCAACUAUGAACUGUACCAUUCAGGCCAGACCAGGACUAGAGACCAAUCCCGCCAGUUUGUACCCGGACAGUUACGUUUACCUGAUGCUGGCAAAGGUAGAGCGCUACCUGGAGAAACUUGUUCUCAACAAGGACAAGCUCAAGGUAUGCUGACAAACCCACACUCAUCACUUAGAUGCUAAGGCUCACAAAUAUGCAAAUAUCUGGAGAUGUAUUUGCACAAAUAGCUCAGUGUGUGUAAUUUGCUUUUGCACGUAUCAUUUUCCAAUAUUUUUCAACUUGUAUAUACUUUUCUGUGAAUGUGCUCAUGUCCCAGUAAUGAAAAGCAUGCAAACUAUUUUUUAAUUAAUUCUAAAUAUUUAAGCAUUUUUGCAUGUGAUGCAAGCAGCUAUUCAGGCACAUAUUUUAAUGUUUGACAGAGCAUUUGUAGUUUGUAUGCGGACAGUAGAGUUAGGUAUGAGUGGAAUUAUAUUUCAAUAACUAAUAUUAAUUUAAAAAAUUCAUAGCUGUAAAAGCAGAUUAAAUGACUGAAAGGUCAUGGUGGGAAAACUGAUGAGCUUCAUUUGAGAUGAUAGAGAUGUUAGGGUGCAACAAAUUAUUAUUUUCAUUGUUGAUUAAUCUCUCUAUUAUUUAAUUGUCUAAGAUGCCGUCCUCAAAUGUUUUGCUUUGUCCACUAUUAUCAAAUUAGUUGGCAAUUAAUGCAAUAGUAGAACACUCUUGCAGCUCUUGUAAAACUACCUAUUUACAGGAUGGUUGUGAAGGCUGUUUGCAGUAAAUAAAAGUGACAAGAAUGGAAGGUUUUGAAAUUCUGUUACGAGGGAAUGAAUGGGAAAGUGUGCAAAAUAUUUUCAGCACGGAAUACUAUUUGAUGAAUGUGUAAUGUGAACUCUUUAUUGUAAUAUUAUAUGGAGCAGAAAUAUUAAGCUUUCGGUCUCAAGGAUGCGAGACAUUUCAGCUAAAAUGGUUUGAUAAUAAGCUUUGCAAUAAAGAUGUAAUGUCAAUA
Messenger RNA from Acanthochromis polyacanthus (spiny chromis), 4461 nucleotides. It is a transcript of the gene lepb, whose product is annotated as leptin b. NCBI's taxonomy places the organism in Eukaryota, Metazoa, Chordata, Actinopteri, Pomacentridae. Bases 3000 to 3611 code for a protein of 203 amino acids. The transcript is spliced from 2 exons. The record is from RefSeq and is a predicted model, not a curated record.